Xyrauchen texanus (razorback sucker) is the source of this 2446-nucleotide messenger RNA. Its product is annotated as zinc finger protein 239-like. Gene Ontology annotation, biological process: regulation of DNA-templated transcription. NCBI's taxonomy places the organism in Eukaryota, Metazoa, Chordata, Actinopteri, Cypriniformes, Catostomidae. The transcript has 3 exons. Gene Ontology annotation, molecular function: RNA polymerase II cis-regulatory region sequence-specific DNA binding; DNA-binding transcription factor activity, RNA polymerase II-specific. Bases 23 to 1207 code for a protein of 394 amino acids. The record is from RefSeq and is a predicted model, not a curated record.
CACCGUUUGAGCGCUAAAAUCGAUGUUCAUCAUGAGAGAGCAGGUGGAUGUGAUUCAUGCUGGAGAACAGCAGAUUCUGCAGACACCAGUGAAGAUUGAAGUGAAGCAGGAGGAGAUAAAAGAAGAAAUCACAACAGAGGAACAACAGAGUGAUGAUGAUGAUGAUGAACAGCAGAUGCUGCAGAUACCAGUGAAGAUGUGUUCAGUGAAGCUGCUGGACUGCAGGAACCUGAUGAAGAUGAGAGGAGAAAACACAGCAGAGGAACAACAGAGUGAUGAAGAGCUGAUACAAGUGCAAGAGGAAUGUCAAGAGCUGUAUGAAGUGGAGGAGAAACUUCAGUAUCAGAAACAUCAUGAUUUCACAACUGGAGAAGAAUCUUCAAGUUGCUCACCAAAAGAUCCUCAAAGAAGAGCAACCAAAGAUUCUUUAACCUGCUCUCAGUUUGGAAAAUGUUUCACGUAUAAACACAAUCUUAAUAAGCAGACAAGUGUUCACACAGGAGAAAAACCUUUCACGUGCCAUCAGUGUGGAAAGUGUUUCACAAGUAGAUAUUAUCUUCGAGUACAUGAAAUUGUUCAUAGUGGAGAAACGCCUUUCACCUGCCAUCAGUGUGGAAAGGGUUUCACACAAAAAGGACAUUUUAUUGAACACAUGAGAGUUCAUACUGGAGAGAAACCUUACAUGUGCCAUCAGUGUGGAAAGAGUUUUGCAUCUGCAGCUACUUUCAAGAAUCAUCUCCGCCGUCACUCUGGAGAACGGCCAUUUGAAUGUGAUCAUUGUGGUAAAACAUUUGUUUUGAGUUCAGACCUAAACCAACAUCUUAAACGGUACACAAAUGAGAAGCCACACAAAUGUUCUUUUUGUGGAAAGGGUUUUGCACACCUGUGCUUUUUGAAUGCGCACCAGAAAAUACAUACUGGCGUGAGGCCUCAUAAGUGCUUUGAAUGUGGAAAAACCUUUACAGCAGUUUCCAGCUUGGAAAAGCACCAACUAAUUCAUACUGGAGAAAAACCAUACAAGUGCUCAUACUGUGACAAGAGUUUCACUCGGUCACAAAACCUGAAAACGCACAAGAGAAUUCAUACUGGAGAGAAACCGUACAAGUGCUCUCACUGUGGAAAGAGUUUCACUCGGUCACAAUAUCUGAAAGCACAUGAGAGAAACCAUACCACUGCUCUUCAUGUUUCCACACAGCAGAUCAUGUAGUUACUCACAUGAAAAGUUGUUACCCAAAGUAAUCACAGAGAGAAGUUUUGCUUAAAAACUAAAAACAAAACUGCUUAAAGCAAGUUUUACUAGGGAAAUCUUAAAGGGACAGUUCACCCAAAAAUGAAAAUUCUCUUAUGAUUUACUCACCCUCCUGACACCCCAGAUGUGAAUGACUUUCUUUCUUCUGCAACACACAAAUUAAGAUUUUAGAAGAAUAUUUCUGCUCUCCAUACAAUGCAAGUGAAUGAGUGUCAAAUAUUUAGCUCCAAAAUUCACAAAAGGGCAACAUAAAAGUAAUCCAUAUGACUCUAGUGGUUAAAUUCAUUUAAUCAGAAGCGAUAUGAAAGGUGUGGUUGAGAAACGGAUAAAUAUUUAUCUCCUCUCUGCCCAGUAGUGGGUGAUAUGCAUUAAGACUGAGAAUCACCAAAAGCAGAGGAAGAAAAAUGGGAAAGUGAAACUGAAGUGUAGAUUGACUGAGCAGGGAGGAAAAUUUUACUGUAAAAAAAAGUCCUAUCACACACCUGUCAUAUCGCUUGGAUCGCUGAAGAUAUGGGUUUAACCACUGGAGUCAUCUGGAGUACUUUUGUGUUGCCCUUAUGUGGAUUUUGGAGCUUCAAAAUAUUGGUCACCAUUUGUUUGCAUUAUAUGGGCCUUCAGAGCUGAAAUAUUGGUAAAUGGUAUGCACUUAUAUAGCGCCUUUCUAACCUUAGCGGUUAUCAAAGCGCUUUACACUGUGCCUCAUUCACCCAACUGCUCCAACUAGUUCACAAAUCAGACUGAUCGCUCCACUUGUAACAGUUCUCGAGUCAACAGUACAUUGAGUCAAUCACAGCAGUUUGUGAGUCAACAGUACAUUGAACUGAGAAUCGCCUCUUUCGGACAUAAUACUGAGAACUGCCGAUCAGUGAGCUGCUGAUGAGCAUGCGUGAAACGAGGACUUGAAUGAGGGGGCAAAACGUUUCAGUCGAGAGGUGUAAAUACAUUUUUCUAUUGAGUGUUGUGCAUGCAGAUUAUAUCUGAAGUUUUGAUGACCUGGUUCAUGGUUUCUGUUAAAAAGGGUGAGUUAAGACAAGUUUAAUCACUUUAUAUGUUUAGACGUGUAGAUUAUUUUCGUUUGUAUAUCAGUGUCAGUGUGCUUUAUGUACAAAACUUUAAUGUAGGAUGUGUUGACAACUGAAUGAAACUCUGACAAUAAACACCCUUAUAAUUAUAACUUAAUUAAAUAAAAUGUAAUAA